AUGCAUGCCAUUAGCCAAUCUCAGAUAUCAAAUAGUAGGAGAGAGGUAGCUGAGCUGAAAGAACAUUACGAGCGGCUUCAAAAGCAGUUUGACUCGUUAAGCGCCGAGCUUGAUUUAUCUCUGACAGCGAAACAGGUUAUGGAUUUGCAUAUUAAGCGUUUGAAAGAGUACAACGAACUGAGAGACGCCGGCUUACGACUGGCCCAAUUGGUCGCCGAUGAGAAGAGAUGUCGGAUGAAGGAUGUAUUCGAAGAGAUGGGAUACUCGAUGAAAGAUGAUUAA
Messenger RNA from Torulaspora globosa, 282 nucleotides. RefSeq names its product Sae3p (gene SAE3). The record is from RefSeq and is a predicted model, not a curated record. The transcript has 2 exons. Gene Ontology annotation, biological process: meiotic joint molecule formation; meiotic DNA recombinase assembly involved in reciprocal meiotic recombination; double-strand break repair via homologous recombination. Gene Ontology annotation, cellular component: Swi5-Sfr1 complex; Swi5-Swi2 complex. Lineage: Eukaryota; Fungi; Ascomycota; Saccharomycetes; Saccharomycetales; Saccharomycetaceae. Bases 1 to 282 code for a protein of 93 amino acids.